UCGAUCGAGACGAGCUCAACUACUCCACGCCUCCCACUGCUACCCGGCUCCCUCACUCUCCUUUCCUCCGCCGUCCACACCCACCCACGCUCGACGCACCCACACACCGGCCCCAUGGCUCCCUCCUCCUCUCCUCCUGCCCUGAAGGUGCGGAGCUGGGCGGAUCUCGAGGCCGGGCCAGCGGGGCUGAUCGCCGAGUGCGUCCUCGCCUACGACGUUGCUGAUUACAUCAGCUUCCGCGCCGUGUGCCGCCCGUGGCGGCAGUGCUCCCCGGCCCCACGCGCGUACGACAGUCUCGACCGCCGGAUACAUCCCCGGCGGUGGAUCAUGCUCCGGGAACCACUCUCCGCUCCCAGCCGCCGGUCCGACCGACGGCUCUAUCCUCGGGAGCGGAUCCGGCUCGCCACUCCCGACUGUCGCCGCCACUUCCUCAGUACAUCCACCGGCAAGUGCAUCCAUAUCGAGAUCCCCGAGCUCCGUGGCCACGACGUGCUUGCCCUCACCGCCGAGGGCCUCCUCGUCCUGCUCGACCGGCCGCAGCGCACCGCCGUUCGCCUUUUCAACCCACUCACGCGCCACCUCACAGAGCUCCCACCACUCACCACGUUGCUUUCACAGGAGCAGCGAGACUGCCUCCUUUCCAGUCUUGAUGUCAGCGCCCAUUUUGGAACCUGGGGUUCCGGCAUCCUCAACCUCAAUGAUGAUGAUUCCACAGUGGUGCUCUGUUUCAACUCCCUCAGCAUGCUAGGUAUGGCCAAGAAGGGCGAUGUGUGCUGGACGCCGCUAAAUAUUUUCAGUCCCAUACAAAUGGCGCCCUUGAUAUUUUUAGGCCGCUUCUAUUGUGUAACCAUACAAGCUGUCAUGGUGCUUGAGGAUCAGCCACCACGGCUUGAGGUGGCUGCCAGGCUGCCUAAUCGGUUUCAGAACAAGGGAGAUAGUGUGCACCUAGUGGACAAUGACGGGGACUUGAUGCUGGUGCACCGCUCAAGGACAGUGAGCAGGUAUGCACGGUAUGGUUACGACGCAUAUCAAGUGGAUUUGGAUGCGAGGACUGUGUGCCGAGUCAACAGCUUGGGUGGCGGAGGACAUGCCUUGUUCAUCGGCAUGUAUUGCUCUCUCUCGGUCACUAGCGACGCUUUCCCGGCCGGCUCGUUUAGCAGUGACACCAUUUAUCUGAGCUUUGACAUUGGUGAGAGGGUUCAAACAGAGGGUUUCCUUCUUGCAGAUAGAAGCAUCAUACCUACUUCCAGCUACAUUCAGAACCACCUUUCAGUGCCACAGCCACAAACUCUGGUCGACUGCCUCUCCUUGUGCAGUACCGGUCAGAUAUGAAAAUUUUAGCAUCUACUACUCCGUACAACCUAAACUGGACUGUCCAGUUUAUGUCUGGUUGCGUGCUUUAUUGAUGUACUUGAAUCCUCUUCAUUUGAAGCAUAUACUAAACUCGUAUGGCUGAGGAGUUAAGCCAUGGGAAGCAAAAAUAUUUUUUCGCUAA
Molecule: messenger RNA, 1495 nt
Organism: Hordeum vulgare subsp. vulgare (domesticated barley)
Lineage: Eukaryota; Viridiplantae; Streptophyta; Magnoliopsida; Poales; Poaceae
Exons: 1
Coding region: 115-1332 (405 amino acids)
Source: RefSeq, a predicted model, not a curated record